UUUCUUAAGUAGAAGAAGGUCUUCACACUGUUUGCGAGGCGGACGGAGUUGUGCGGGAAGAAGUCCACUAUUUCGCGGUUGUGCAGCUACAAAUACUACAUUGGCGACGCGUGUCCAUCGAAAUUGUACCGUCGUGUGUGCAGACUUUUACAGUCAGGUGGGCGUUGUCGUAGCAGAGAUAUAAAGUGCUUUGAGGAAGGCUGCUAGGCCUCACAGGUUAAUCACCAUGAGUUACGGUAGGCCUCCGCCAGACGUCGACGGCAUGACUUCCCUCAAAGUGGAUAACUUAACGUACCGCACGUCGCCCGAGACCCUCAGACGGGUGUUUGAGAAGUAUGGCCGGGUAGGGGACGUCUACAUUCCCCGAGACCGCUACACAAAAGAAAGCAGGGGUUUCGCGUUUGUGCGGUUCCACGACAAGCGGGACGCCGAGGACGCGAUGGACGCCAUGGACGGCGCGCUUCUGGACGGACGGGAGCUGCGAGUCCAGAUGGCCCGGUACGGCAGACCCCCAGAUUCUCACUACGGCGGCGGUGGUGGCGGAGGAGGAGGAGGCCGUCGAGGAGGGCCGACCAGGAGGUACGGCGGCCAUGGACGCCGGAGCAGAAGCUCUUCCCCCAGCCCAAGACACAGAAGACGCAGCAGGUCCCGCAGCAGGAGCCGCUCUCGUUCCAGAAGCCGAUCCCGCUACAGCAGAUCCAGGUCCCGGUCCUACUCCAGAUCCAAGUCUCACUCUCCCAGGAACAAGAAGGCUAAGGCCAAAUCCCAGUCUCGUUCCAGAUCUAGAUCCAGGUCCCGGUCCAAGUCCAAGUCCAAAUCCAGGUCAAGAAGCCGCACCCCGUCCUCUAAAAGAGGGUCCAGAUCGAGAUCUAAAAGCCAGCCUAAGUCCGCAGCAGAAAAUGGAGGGGAAUCCCCAUAGAGCUCAGCAUAAGCUGCGGCAUCCUGUUUGCUAAAGCGGAGUUUGAGCUGAGCUGAGGCAGUAUGAGCAGUUAGAAGGUAUGUGUUGAGCUGCCCACAGGCUGUCUGCUGCUGGCGAGGGUUUCUGUGCAGCAGGGUGGAGAAAGUCAGUGUUGGGGUUUGGUGUUGAGGUACGUCUAUGUCUGCCAGCAGACAUAAAACUGUCCCCCAGGUCUCGUCCCCAUUCGGAGGACGCCGGUACUUGAGGGACACUGAGGUUUGUCCAACUCUCCUCCAGUGUCAGUUUGUUCAAUGCCAUUUUCUAACUUCUGUUUUUUGUUUCACAUUUUCAGUACCAUAGUUGUCCAAUCAAAGAAUAAUAAAGAAAACUGUACGUGAAUAAGAAGGCCAUAAUAAGAAAGGAGGUUUUAGUGUCCUGCAACAUUUAGCUUUAUGCAGCCUCUUAUUUUAUGUAUAAUGUGUAGGAGUUCCCUGAACACACUAACCUUAAAAAGCUAUUUAGUAAUUUUGGUCACAGUCCACCAGCAUUCAUCUUUUUAACCAUGUGAAGUGCUUCCUGUAGGUUCGUGAUUAAUUGAGCGGCAUAGUUAUUCAUUUUCUUUCUCCAAAUCUUGUAGUGAAACUUGAGCUUGUGACGAGAGCUGCAGCCAUUAACGAUUGUUAUCGAUUAAUCCACUGAUUAUUAUUCUAUAGUCUCUGUUAUCCUAGAAAAUAUUGAACAUGCCCAUCCCAAGUGCCCAGAUGUCUUUUUAAAUGUCUUGUUUCACCUGACCAGCAGCCCAAAACUCAAACACAUUAAAUUUACAGUACGAAAAAGAUAGUGUCAAACCCUCAUAUUUAAGAGGAUUCCAGAGAAUACAUUUCUGCCUAAAAUGACUAAAAAGAUGUAUCAAUAAAUAGAACAGUCAACGAUUAAUUUUCAGUUGAUCCAUUAAUUGUUUCAGCUGUACUUUCAUUAUGUUAGCUUAAGAAACACUGCAUCGAUAAGGAGCUGGGUGUCCUGGUGGAUAGCAGUUUAACGUGCUGACCAUGAAUUGCAGUGUAACAGGUUUACCCUCGGUUGCCAUCUCUUUACUUGUUGCCUGUCCAAUAAGGCAUUUAAUGCACAAGUAAUACUUUCGAUAAAAGCAAAACGGGGAGCCGUGCAUGUCUGAAAGUAACCAUGGGAAAUAAUAGCAGGUGUGUACAGAAAUGUCUCCCAAGAUAUUGGCCAUAGGAUGAAAUUAGGAUAUGGGUGCAUAGAGAAAUUAUUGGGAGGCUUUUAAUGAUGUAGAUAAUCAUAAUUACUUUCAGUUGAACUAAAAGUUAUAUUCAUAUGCAGGUCGAAUGCUUCCUGGAUUCAGUCAGUAAAGUUUUUAUAAAUUUGUAGUCAAAUCACAUCACAUUGAAUAUGCACAACUGAUUGAUAUCAGAUUUAAUAAAAACAACAUGUGAUUAUUGGUCUAGUGGGUCCUUGUUGACUUUGUGUUCUGUAUCCUAACUACUGCUCUUCUGACAGUUUUCAGGUGAAGACUGGAAGCUUUAAGUCCAAGACGGAAUCCAGCGCAAGCAACAGUGUCGUGCUGUAAAAGGUUAUUAUUGUGUCUUCCACGCUUUGGUUUGUUUCAUUCAUUUGGCCACAAAAGGCUUUGUCAUUUCAUUGAUGUGCUGUGAUUCUUUUUUUUUUUUUUUUUUUUUAAUGAUUUUAAAAAUCUGAUUCAAUGUGAAGAGGCCGUACUGUUCUGACAUGGUUUUGUAAUGAAGACACAGGAUAAUACAGUUAAGUUUGUACCAGUUGCCUCUCUGAAGAAGCUAGUCUGCAGUCCAGCUUCCUUUGACUUUCCUUUUUUAAAAAAAAAACAAAACAAAACUCAUAUUGAUCCUGGAUCACCUUUGACAGAAAUGUGGUCACUGCCUGACUCAAUCCAGUGAUGAGUACAUGAAAUAGACAGACUGAAUAAUCACAGGCCAAAUUUUUAGCUGUUCAUGUAGAUAAAUGGUAAUAAGUAGAAUAAUCCUUUGGUUUAAUUAUUGUGGCUGCAACUGACUAUUACUUUCAUUAUCUGUUGACCAUUUUCUAGAUUAGUUGUUUAGUCUACAAAGUGUUUGCCUACUUAAAAGAUUAAACAUUUAUCCAAGUAGUUGCUGCUUUUAAUUUCUUUCAAUCACUAAUCAGUUUAAUUAUUUCUGCUAUAAAUCACUUCAUCAAGGUUAUGUUAAUACUUCUGCCUUUAUAGGAAAUGUAAUGCUUUCAUCCAUGUCAAGAUCCUGCGGAAGUGUAGAUUUAUUUUCUGGUGUUAGCCAUGGUGAUCUGUUGUGGUGAAUGAACUAGCUUUGCGAUGCCAGAAAGCCAGAGUUAAGCCCAAAGUUAGGUGGCUAACUCAUUAACUUGUCUUUGACACAGAGGCGUGGUGUCAGCGCACAGUCGGGAUAGUUUAUUGUUCAACAAGGGAUAAAUCUAAAAGGAACUAAUACACACCUACGUUUUCUUAUCAGUGCAAACAUUUCAUUUAACUGAAGUGCUCCCCGAAAAACAAUGAGGUUACCUGGUUCCUUAUGAUCUUGAAUUUCUGCAGCUCAGGGUGUCUUUGUCAGAGAGGACGGCAGAUGAUUUUAACUCCUGUAAUAAAUGUGUUAAAUGUAAUUGCAUAGACAGUAAAAUGACAGGUAAUCUAAAGUGUCAAUUAAAGGACUGUUUGCGGUCAGUAAAAGGUCACACAGGUCUACGGUCUAAGCUCAUCACCUUAAAUCUUUUUUUAUUUUACCCCCCCCCCCCCCCAAAAAAUCUUACAGGGCAUGUACUGGACUCUGGAAAAAAGUAUUUUUUGUUUUUCUUUUAAUUUUUGAUCCUAAUCCUGCUUGUAUGUUUGUUUUGUGCACUAGGCGCAGUUGUGUAGCAGUUGAGUAUUGCUGGUUAGCUGUUAAGGUGGCGUGUUGCUCUGCUGAGUGCUUGGAUGUAUCCAGUAUUCUCCAGAAUGCUCCUGUGACUACCAGUGGUACAGUUGCUGCAGUCUCACCCUUUGUAAGAUGAAAAGGUUUUUUUCCCCCCAUAAUGGUCAUGGAUGAAAAAUGUGACUUUCAUUAAAGAUUUGGUGUUUUGUCUAUAA
This is a messenger RNA of Epinephelus fuscoguttatus (brown-marbled grouper), 4004 nucleotides long. RefSeq names its product serine and arginine rich splicing factor 2b (gene srsf2b). NCBI's taxonomy places the organism in Eukaryota, Metazoa, Chordata, Actinopteri, Perciformes, Serranidae. The record is from RefSeq and is a predicted model, not a curated record. Gene Ontology annotation, molecular function: RNA binding. The transcript has 3 exons. The coding region runs from base 227 to 919 and encodes 230 amino acids.